Messenger RNA from Arachis duranensis, 1509 nucleotides. Its product is annotated as zeatin O-glucosyltransferase. The record is from RefSeq and is a predicted model, not a curated record. Lineage: Eukaryota; Viridiplantae; Streptophyta; Magnoliopsida; Fabales; Fabaceae. Gene Ontology annotation, molecular function: UDP-glycosyltransferase activity.
UGGUGGUGGUGGUUCCAUUCCCGGCCCAAGGGCACCUCAACCAACUCCUCCACCUCUCACGCAUCAUCCUCUCCUACAACAUCCCGGUCCACUUCGUCGGAACUCCAAUCCACAACCGCCAAGCCCUCACGCGCCUCCAUGGAUGGGAGUGGGACCCACGCUCCAUGCUCAACUUCCAUGACUUCAAGGUCCCUCCUUUUCCCUCUCCUCCGCCUGAUCCCAAUGCACUCCGUCAAACCCAUUCAAACUUCCCCUCACACCUCCUCCCUUCAUUCCAAACCGCCGCCAUGCACCUCCGCGACCCAGUUCGAUCUUUGUUGUCUUCCAUCUCCUCCGUCGCCAGAAGAGUCGUCGUGAUCCACGACUCCCUCAUGGCCUCCGUCGUCCAAGACGCUGUACACUUAUCGAACUGUGAAAGCUACACUUUCCACAGCGUCUCCGCCUUCACCAUGUUCUUCUACUUCUGGAACGUUAUGGGAACACCCAUGCUCCAAUCUUCCAUAGCCUCUCACAUACCUCAAGUUCCUUCUCUUGAAGGUUGCUUCACUACCCAGUUCGUUGAUUUCAUAAGUUCCCAAUACGAGUUCCAUAAGUUCAGCAGUGGAACCAUUUACAACACUACCAGAGCCAUUGAAGGUCCUUACAUGGACCUCAUAGAGCGUAUGGUUAGUUACAAGACUCACUGGGCUUUGGGACCCUUCAACCCUUUGAUACCUUCGUCUACAAGGAACAAUAACAAGCACCCUUGCAUGGAUUGGCUUGAUGAACAAGAAGAUAAUUCAGUGCUGUAUGUUUCGUUUGGAACAACAACCGCAUUCAAAGAGGAACAGAUCAUGGAGCUGGCAAUUGGGUUGGAACGAAGCAAGCAGAAGUUUCUUUGGGUUCUAAGAGAUGCAGACAAAGGAGACGUGUUCAAAGAAGAUGGAAAGAGAGAGGUGAAGGUUCCAAAGGGGUUCGAAGAACGAGUGAAAGGGAUGGGAAUGGUGGUUAGGGAUUGGGCGCCACAGUUGGAAAUAUUAGGGCACCGUGCAACGGGUGGGUUUAUGAGUCAUUGUGGUUGGAAUUCGUGCAUGGAGAGCAUAACAAUGGGGGUGCCAAUUGCCACGUGGCCUAUGCAUUCGGAUCAACCCAGGAACAGGGUGCUGGUGACGGAGGUGCUUAGGAUUGGGCUGGUGGUGAAGGAUUGGAGCCACAGGGAUGAGGUGGUGGCUGCUUCGGCGGUGGAAGAUGCGGUGAGGAGGUUGAUGGCGACGGAAGAGGGAGAAGCAAUGAGAGAGAGAGCCAUGAAGCUGAUGAAUGCGAUCCACAAGUCCAAAGAUGAAGGUGGUGUUUCUCGUGUCGAAAUUGACUCUUUCAUUGCUCAUAUAACUAGAUGAGAUGAUCCACAUACUUUUAUUUUCUUUUUUAUCUACAUAUAUAUAUAGCUUUGAUUCCCUAUAAAAAAAAAUGUAUGUAAAGAAAUUGGAGUACGUGAUUCAACUAAUUAACGAAAUCUUAUAUAUCUAGCAA